UAUAUCCCCACUACGCCACAACGCCUGUGUCCAUCACUUUCUCAAUAGGUCGCUCUGUUCCAACCUGCGAUUGUAACUAUCUGAUCAUGUCCCACUCAGGUGCUCAAGGUAGCAUUGGCAGCCACUCUGCCAUUGGAAUGCGCAAUCACAAGAUGUACCUCUAUGAAUAUGAGAACUUCCAAGGCCGUAGGAUGGACCUAUUCGGAGAGUGCCGUAACCUGUGUGAGAAGGGUUUCGAAAGAAUCGGCUCCAUCAGGGUCGAGUGUGGACCCUGGGUGGGUUAUGAGCAGCAGAACAUGACUGGUGAGAUGUUCAUGCUGGAGAAGGGAGACUAUCCCCGCUGGGACACCUGGUCCAACAGCUACAGGUGUGAUCGCUUCAUGUCGGUCAGGCCUGUCAGAAUGGAUCCCCAGGAUCACAAGAUUUGCCUGUAUGAAUGUCCAAACUUCGAGGGUCGUAAGAUGGAGGUGUGCGAUGAGGAUAUUCCAAGCCUGUGGUCUUACGGCUUCCAGGACCGUGUUGCCAGUAUUCAGGUCACCGGUGGAACCUGGGUGGGCUACCAGUACCCGGGCUACCGUGGCUACCAGUAUGUGUUUGAGAUGGGCCCUUUCAAGCACUGGAACGAGUGGGGAGCCCACCAGCCCCAGAUCCAGUCCAUCCGUAGGGUGAGAGACAUGCAGACACACCGCAGGGGCUGCUUCGAGAUGACCGCAUAGAGAGGAGUCCAGCAGACUGUGGGCUAACAGGAGAGAAUAGCAAAGGGGUCAGGCUUGCCAUGCUGCUAACCAUCCCUUGAAAAUUCUUCAACAGCCACCUAGCCACACAUAAGCUAAUGGCUUUUGAAUAUUGUUAUGCAUUUACUGGUAGGAUUUGGGAGUAUGUGACAUUGUGAAUGAUUCUGAUGAGAAGUUGUGAUUGUCACAGACUUCCAGAGUAACUGUAACACCGGUAAAAAUGGUAGCAAUGCUCUCUGUCUACAGACCUCAGAAAGAUUAUGAAAGGCGGAUUAUAGGGGAUUAGUUGAUAGUUUGUGUUUAUUAGUUUGUUUCAAUGCUAUUAUAACCCUUUUAUUUUAUUUUUAACUACUCGCCUACAUGUUUCUAGCAUGAUGCCAAUAAGCCUCUUCACCAACGCGCUCUCCCUCUCCUGGGAUCCACAGAUUUUAAAGAGCAAAGGGAUAAACAAUCAUAUCACUCCUCACAAGGUACUACCAUGUACAGCUCUCAGCUCUGCACAUGCCCUGCAGUAAGUUUGCCAAGCAGAGGGAGGCACUAUCUCCUCAUCACAAAGCAAAAGGCUCACUUCACUGAAAGGAAGAGGGCACUGGCCAGUGUGUGAUUAAUAAAAAGAGAGGUGACUGUGCAGGGUUGUGUUUUGCAGAUGUGAAUAUCUUUUGGCUGGCCCGUUUCAGCUCAUUGAUGGGGCUGACCGGAGAUUUGCAUUUUACACUUUCUCAGGGAUGCUGGCAUCUGGAAAUCUACUUUCCAAUAAAGAAAAAUGAAAUAAAGAUAUUAUAAAGCUGAAA
This is a messenger RNA of Sander lucioperca (pikeperch), 1525 nucleotides long. It is a transcript of the gene crybb1l3, whose product is annotated as crystallin, beta B1, like 3. Bases 87 to 716 code for a protein of 209 amino acids. The transcript has 6 exons. Gene Ontology annotation, molecular function: structural constituent of eye lens. The record is from RefSeq and is a predicted model, not a curated record. Gene Ontology annotation, biological process: visual perception; lens development in camera-type eye. NCBI's taxonomy places the organism in Eukaryota, Metazoa, Chordata, Actinopteri, Perciformes, Percidae.